Messenger RNA from Alligator sinensis (Chinese alligator), 3062 nucleotides. Its product is annotated as nuclear receptor subfamily 1 group D member 1-like. Gene Ontology annotation, molecular function: RNA polymerase II cis-regulatory region sequence-specific DNA binding; zinc ion binding; nuclear receptor activity. The transcript has 8 exons. The coding region runs from base 1 to 1551 and encodes 516 amino acids. The record is from RefSeq and is a predicted model, not a curated record. Gene Ontology annotation, biological process: cell differentiation; negative regulation of transcription by RNA polymerase II; positive regulation of transcription by RNA polymerase II. NCBI's taxonomy places the organism in Eukaryota, Metazoa, Chordata, Crocodylia, Alligatoridae.
AUGCCCAGCGCCUGCCAUGACAGUGCCACCAAUGCCCUCAAGGCGCCAGGCGGCGUGAUCCUGUUCGCGGGCUCUGGCCCCCGCAGCCCGCCCGGGGGCCCAGCUGUGCUGCCCGCAGCACUGGAGGAGCUGUCGCUGGCCGAGCUCGGGCCACCACCGCCGGGCAUCUCUCCUGCCUCGCCCGGCCUCACCUUCCCCUUCGCCGACAGCGGCCGCUGCCCCGGCCCAGGCCAGAGCCAGAGCCAGAGCCAGAGCCGGGUGGCCAAGCAGGGCGGAGCCCCCGGCACCUUCCCCAAGGCGGGGGGGCUGGUGCUGCUCUGCAAGGUCUGCGGGGACAUCGCCUCCGGCUUCCACUAUGGCGUCCACGCUUGCGAGGGCUGCAAGGGCUUCUUCCGGCGUAGCAUCCAGCAGAACAUCCACUACAAGAUGUGCGUGAAGAACGAGAGCUGCCUCAUUGUGCGCAUGAACCGCAACCGCUGCCAGCACUGCCGCUUCAAGAAGUGCCUGGCCGUCGGCAUGUCCCGCGACGCCGUGCGCUUUGGGCGCAUCCCCAAGCGGGAGAAGCAGCGCCUGCUGGAUGAGAUGCAGAGCUACAUGAGCAGCCUGGGCGAGGCGCCCCUGGACACGGGGCUGGCGCCCGAGGGCGAGGCGCCACCCAGCCCUGUCGCCCAGGAGGAGGAGGCCAUCGGCGCCAUCUCCCGCGCCUACCACGACAUCUUCGGCAGCGGGCAGGACCGGGCAGGCGGGCCUGGCCCCCCACCUGGCUACGCCGACCUCUCGCCUGGCUACGGCUACGGGCAGCACGACCCUGCCAGCCUGCGUCUCCCUGGGUACGACCCUGCCGGCUACCCCGACAACACCUCCCGGCGCUAUGGCCACGACCUCUACGGUGCCCAGCAGCCCGGCUACCUCCCCCCACGCACCUGCCCAUGGCGGGGGGCAGCCAGCAGAGGCAUUGCCUGCCCGCUCAACGCCAGCCCCUGCUGCAGCCCAGGCACCAGCCGGCAGCAGGCGUGGGAGGAGUUCUCGCGCUGCUUCACGCCUGCUGUCAAGGAGGUGGUGGAGUUCGCCAAGAGCAUCCCCGGCUUCCAGGGUCUCUGUCAGCAGGACCAGGUCAUGCUGCUCAAGGCCGGCACCUUCCAGGUGCUGAUGGUGCGCUUUGCGGCGCUCUUCGACCCCAAGGAGAAGGCGGUGACGUUCCUGAGUGGGGAGACACACGCAUUGGGCGGGCUUCGGGCCAUGGGGAUGGGUGCCCUGCUCGAUGCCAUGUUUGACUUCAGCGAGAAGCUGGGCACCCUGGGGCUUGACGCCCAGGAGAUGGCACUCUUCAUGGCCGUCGUGCUCGUCUCCGCAGACCGCUCGGGCAUCUCAGACGUGGAGGCUGUGGAGAUCCUGCAGGAGACCCUGAUCCGGGCGCUGCGGACGCUGGUCACCAAGAAGCACCCCGACGACUCCACCCUCUUCCCCAAGCUGCUGCUGCGCCUGCCUGACCUGCGGACCCUCAACAACCAGCACGCGGAGAAGCUCCUCGCCUUCCGCAUCGACCCCUGAGCCAGAGCUGGAGCCAACGUCGCUCGCGGACUGGGUGGAGGGAAGGGGGUGGCCGGUGCUGCUGGGCAGCCCCGUGGAGCCAGGCUCUGCUUGCCUCAAGCCCAUGCCGGGCCCCCCCGCCCGGCAUGGUGGCCUGGACUGAUCCCCGCCGUGGCAGACUGUGCACGGCACUGUACAUAUGCCCUACUUUCCUCUGGCAGCACAUGCAAACGUGCGUGUGCAAGCCUCUCUAUUGCCCCGAGGCUCGCGCCUGUAUAUAUCCAGCCUGCCUGCGUUGUACAUGCCAAGUAGGUCCCAGGGGACAGAUGCCCCCCAGCUGCAUGCUGUGUUCCCCCAUGUCUCCCCUCCCUGCCCCUUCCCAGCCCAGGCUCGCUCCUGCAGGAGUCCUGGGGGGCUGCAUUUGUUUCCAGCUGUGGGGAAGAGCCAUGCCAAGAGGCUGUCCCACAGCUCCUUCACUCCCAUCUCCCUGUUCCCCCCACCUGCUGUGUUUGGUCUUGGAUUUUUUAACAUCUCAAGCAAAAACGGGGCUUCCACUGAUGCCUGGCACAGCUGAGCCUGCGUCUCUGUGGCUUGCAGGGGGCUCAGCAGCCUGUGGGGAGGGGUCCUGGUUCUCCGAGGGGGGGCAGCUUGCUGGCUGACCUCCCUGGGGACCUCCCUUUGCCCACGCAGGUCCCACCUUGGGCCACGGGGCUUCCUGAAGAUGGACUCUUCCCUGCUGAAGAAGCUGUGUGGCCCACAUUGAACAUAGGAGACCUGCCUCCAACUCUUCCGGGUCUCCCUGACCUCCUGUUCCUCUAACCACUAGACUCAAUUCCCCUUCCGGGCGGGGGGGCAGUCACUGGGCUGGGGUCCAAGCACAGGGCAAUGCCCGCCCCCCAUCACAUCCCCGUACAUAUCAGGUCAGUGCGGGGAUGGGGUGGGAGGGACAGAUACGCCCAGCCCACCCCAUGCAUGGCGCGAGCGGGGGGUGUUCUCUGCAGGAGCGUGGAACUGCUGCUGCUGCUGCUUUGUUCGGUCGUCGGAAGAAAAAAGCCCCCAAACUUUGCACUUUUAUGAGGAAUGAUGCACAGCGAAUCCUCCCUCGCCCUCUGGGAGUCGGGCCGGGGGCAGCCGGACGCCGCGGACAGAGAGCGUUUAUUUUUUCUCGAAUAUCAAAGUGCAAUAAACUGAAGGAAAACAGAGCUGUGCGUGGCAGCGUGGCCCAGGCGCGGCUGUCGUGGGACCGGGGCUGGGUUGAUGGGGGGGGUGUAAUCCUGCACCCUGAGCCCCCAGCGUCAGGAGCCAGGGGAGCUGGGUGGAAGCCGGUCCAUCGCAGGAGCCGGGAGCGGGCCGGGCCACCUGCCUUGCCGGGUCUGGGCGUGCCACACCGUGGGACCAGGCUGGGAGCUGCGCCGUGGCUUGUGGCCCCCGCUGACGGCUGCCCUGCGGCGCUCCCCGGCUGUGCCCACACCAUUGCUGUGCUGCGCCCAUUCCAGGGCCACGCUUGCCCACGGCCACAGUCAGCUCAUGCC